AUGGAUGGCAAGGUUAGAGGUUGUUUUGUUUUAGGCUUCCAGGUUAACGCCAUCGGCGAAUGGCGGAGUUACUCCGACUGGAGGAAUUGGCUCCGUGGAAACUGGGUCUUCCCGCCGCGGCGAAGGUGGGGACCCGCUAGAAAUCCCAGGCGGAGGAAGCCUGGGAACGUGGGGUUCGGCAGGGCACCAGGAGCGCCCCCCUACUCACCGGGAACCCCAUUUCGGGGUUCCAGAGUGAAGUGGGGUGAGUGGCGCGGUGCUGCGAACUGAUUGCUACUUUCACGGAGUGAAGCCGCACAGCCAUUGCCGGAGAGCGCUGACUUUUUCCUGUGGACAAUUGGAUUUAAAACAAGUACCCUUGAGUAGAAACGGAAAAUUGGAUCAAGAAAUAUCUUAAUUUGGCACUGAAGCGGGAAGGUUCAAAACAGGAAGUCCGCUUUCCGCUUUUUGUAUAUAGACUGAAGCAAAAACCUUGUAAGCUAAAGCCUGGAAAGUCGUUAAAAAAGUCUAAAUUUCCUUCAUUUAUAACUACUGAAACCCCCUUGGAAGCAGGAGAAAAGGGGGGGGGGACUUUGUUUAACGCCUGCAGGAGAGGAAGUGAAGAAAGAUAAGUUUCCACCGUCUCUAACCUGGGAACGGGGUGUCAGGGACAGAAAUUGUUGGAGAGGUUCAUUGACUGUGAAUGGAAUACUUUGACAGAUAGCUAAAGAAGAGAAAUAAACUGAUUCCAAUGUUGCCUUUUGCAUUCUAAAGAAACAAAAUAUCUGAAAAAUGAAAGUAAUUUUCCUUUGCUGGACUUGCCUUAAAAAAAUGGAUACGAAUAGAAAUUGUCUCCUCUAGAGGGAGCUUGCUAAAUUGUUGCUGCAGUCUACUUGAGGACUCUACAGCUGUGAGAUUAAGAUCGUGGGACCAGUCCUUUUUGACCUUGACUAAAUAUGAGCUGGGAGGAAGUUUUGGUGCUUGCUUUAUGCAAGACAAGUGCCUUCUUGGAACAGAUGCAUGAGAAGAUGGAUUUGAUGAAUGAGAAAAUGGAUUUGAUGACUGUUGUGGUUAAUAACUGUGGACAAACAGGGAAUAUUGAUACAGAAACCAUUCAGGGACCAAAUCAGGAACUUGUACUGACUGGGCAAGUGCAGAAGAUAAUGGAGGAGGUUGCGGUUGCACCUCAAAUAAUACAAAUGGAGAGAUCCGAGGCCCUACAGGAGCAUAACCCGCUGUCUUUGAAGAUUGAAGUUGGAGUGGGCCAGGGGGAGUCUGGAGCUGAGGAGGCUUUUAACUUCAGAGGGACUUUGAAAUAUGUAAGGACAGUAAGGACUGACAUGACCCGAGACCAGGAAGAAGAGACGCUGGAUGAAGAUUGGAAGAAAAUUUAUAAAGAAAAAUGUUUAUUUAGGGAAUUAGCCUAAAAUUAAUGAAUAUUAGGGAAAAUGUUGGAAUGAAACUAUAUGGCUUUAGUAGAAAUGAUAUAAGGAGUUAUGUAUAAUUGAGUAUUAAGUUUCAAGCUCUAAGGUAUUUUACGGUAAGAUAAGGUUAAAUAAAUUAAGGCAAUAUGAAUAACAGAAUAUGGGGAAAGAUGGAAAGGAUUUGUUGAGUUAAUUAAUAGGUUAAAUUGUUAAGAUAAAUUAUUCAAUAAAAAUUGAGAAAGAUGGAAAGAAUUUGCUGAAAUAACUAAUUAAACUAGAAUACAAAAAGGGAGGUGUGAGGAGGUCAAUGAAACAAGCAAAUGGAAGUUAAAGAUAUGUAAUAUGGGAUUUGUGUCUUUUUUUUCAUCUUUUUGCUGUAUUGUUGCAUUGGUUUUUAUGUUUUGUUUUUUUUCCUUCUUUUUUAUGUAUUGUAGUGUUGUUUUUAAUUUUUUCCCUUUUUUUCUGUAAUUCUGAAACUAUUAAUAAAUAUUAUUAUUAUUAUUUUUAAAAAAGAGGUUGUUUUGUUUUACUUGACCCUGUCUGUCUUGAAGCCCAUUUUCCUUUUUAUGUUGUGUACAGAAUCCCAAUAAACAGCUUAAUGUUGACUCAGGUUGUUGCUGUUGUUGCCUCAAAACUAUUACCAUUUUAAUAAUAAUAAUAAUAAUAAUAAUAAUAAUAAUAAUAAUAACAACAACAACAAUAAUUUUUAUUUGUACCCUGCCCAUUUGGCUGGGUUUCCCCAGCCACUCUGGGUGGCUUCCACAGAGACCAAAAAUACACUAAAAUGUCACACAUUAAAAACUUCCCUGAACAGGGCUGCCUUCAGAUGUCUUUUAAAAAUAGGAUAGCUGCUUAUUUCCUUCACAUCUGAAGUGAAGGGAAGUUCUGCUUCUGCACAUAACUGUGGCAUUAUGGGAAGUCCUGCUUCUAAGCUUUUCUCUGGCAUUAUGGGAAGUCUUGCUUCUAAGCUUUUCUCUGCUUCUGUACAUACUGUACAACCCGUUCUAAAUACCAAGACAUUCCCUCAUUUCCCUAGGAUGUUCAGUUCAUCUUAAGUUCAUGAAAACAUUAUACUCUGACCUGUUCUUAAUGCAUAGUUGACCACAUCUACGGAACACGAUUAUUAUAUUCUUUCAUGUUAUGAUCAAUCAUUAGUAAUUGUUUUAGUCAUGCUAUAUCAAUCAUUAGUUAUAAUUUAAUUAGGAGGUUUCAUGCCUGUCUAGUUCCGUGCUCCCUUUCCCAGCCUUUAAUCUAUUGGUGAUUAAUGCCUAUAUGUAACCCUUGCCUUGUACUUGUGUUAACCAAUCAGCAACAAGUUGCUUUGUGUUUGUAUCAACCAAUCAGCAACGCGCGCACCUGUGGCAAUGUUGUAAUAUUCAAUAAAAGAGUCUUCUCGGGGUUUGCUCCAGAGAUGCCUCCCAUAUGACACUUGCUACUCGUUUGUCGUGAUUUCAACCCAACACUGAAGGGAGGACACUCCACAGGGCAGGCGCCACUACCGAGAAGGCCCUCUGUCUGGUUCCCUGUAACCUCACUUCUCGCAAUGAGGGAACCACCAGAAGGCCCUCAGUGCUGGAUCUCAGUGUCCGGGCUGAACGAUGGGGGUGGAGACGCUCCUUCAAGUAUACAGAACCGAGGCCGUUUAGGGCUUUAAAGGUCAGCACCAACACUUGGAAUUGUGCUCAGAAACAUACUGGGAGCCAAUGCAGAUCUCUCAGGACCGGUGUUAUGUGGUCCCGGCGGCCACUCCCAGUCACCAGUCUGGCAGCCGCAUUCUGGAUUAAUUGCAGUUUCCAGGUCACCUUCAAAGGUAGCCCCACGUAGAGCGCAUUGCAGUAGUCCAAGCGGGAGAUAACUAGAGCAUGCACCACUCUGGCAAGACAGUCUGCAGGCAGGUAGGGUCUCAGCCUGCGUACCAGAUGGAGAUGGUAGACAGCCGCCCUGGACACAGAAUUAACCUGCGCCUCCGUGGACAGCUGUGAGUCCAAAAUGACUCCCAGGCUGCGCACCUGGUCCUUCAGGGGCACAGUUACCCCAUUCAGGACCAGGGAGUCCCCACCUCCACCCCUGUCCCCCCCCCCAUUCUCCUGUGUGAAAAGAAUCAGAGAGGCAGAAGACAGGGCGAAGUCAGAAGUAGAACUAGGGCUUUUAUCCAGUUGGAGCCCAAAACACUGACCACAUUUCCCCACUGUUACCUUCUGCCAAAAUGGCUAACUCCAAAUGAAUUGAACAAUAAUUGCAGUUAACAGAAGAUCAAAACAAUAAUUUUAAAAAUGCUGAGAGCCAAGCUCUGUUUAAAAAUUUAAAGAACAUUCCAAAAUCAAUUUAAGUAGCAGAAAAACCAGGGUGUGGGGCACCAUUGCUAGUGAAAUACCACCUCCAUGGAAGAAAAUAAUUUGCUGCAUCCCAGGUGCUGGGACAGAAAAGACCCUGUGGGACAUUGCCCCCAAGUCACAAAAUCAUUCCAUGCAGAUUUUUGUAAAUGAUUUCCCAUAAAAAUAGAAGGGGAAGAUGCCCGAGAAUCUAACCCUGCUUACAUCCUGUUUGACUAAGCCAUCUUCUGAGAGUUCUGCUUUUCUGGUUCCUAUUACAUAAUUCCCUUCUAAGUUUAGCGAAAUUCUCCCAGAGGUUCAGCACCACAGACAGAAAGGCAGAAGCAACAAGGAGGUUCUUCGCUCACUGCUUCAAGUUGAAUCCGAGAGGUGAGGAGAGAAAAGGGACUUCUGAGUCUGUCUAGAGGUAUGUCUGCUAAGCCAGAAACUGAACCUGAAUCAAAGGCUGCAUACACACUACACACUUAAAGCACCCCCAAAAAUAUCCCAGGAAAGGUCAUUUUUUAAAGCUGCUCUCUGUAGCUCUGUGAGGGGUAAGCUAUCAUUCUGAGGAUUCACAGUUCACAAGAAGAGGUUUAGUAAGCAGAUGUUUUGGGGGGGGGGUUUCUGAGGGUUGUGAGCAGAGCCAACCUUACUAUUGGGCAGGGUGAGGGAGCUGCUUCAGGCAGAAAGCUGAUUUAAGGUGUUGUGUCAAAAUAAUUUGACUGGCCUUUAAUACUAUGCACCUUGUUUUUUGCUUUGUUUUUUUGGGUGUGUGUGUGUGUGUGUGUGUGUGUGUGUGUGUGCCAGUUCCUGCUCCACCUCAAAUAUCAAAACGUCUUGGGCUUGCCCUGGUGUUAAAGGCAGCUUUCUUUCUGUAUCUCUUUUUCUCUCUCUCCCACUCUCAGAGAAAGAAGCAAAAGAGGCUGUUUUUCCCAAGGGCGACUAUUGCAGAACAAAACUCAGGCAAAAAUGGGAAGGUUCUGGGAGAGGUAGUUCUCCUGUUUCUUGCAUUUAUUCUGCAGCUGCAGCUAUAGUCAGCAAGGGGUUCAUCCAUGGUUUUUGCGCUGCGUUUCUAGGCUCAGGUCUUUGCUUUCAAGCUCCCUGCCGGAGCACUCCCCCUAGUUUCUCUCAGUGUCUCAUUUCCCCAGUCUUUAGUUCUCCACAUUUCCACAUCAGUGAGGGCUCAUCCUCCCCCGCAAGCUGCUAUUUGCCUCACAAGGGUGGCAAAUAGCAACCUGAGAAGAGAAAUUUCACCUGUGGAAACAACAUGGAACUAUCAAAGGGAGGGGCGGCAAUUGGGUCCUCCUUUCUCUUCAGUCUUCUCCUUCUUCUCCAUUCAUUGCUGCCCAACAAACACACACAAACAGAUGCACUUGGCUCCUUAGCUCAGAUUCCACAGUGGCCCUCUCACCAGGGUGCGAGCUUCCUUUGCGUUCCUGUGUGAGAUACCUCAGGAGCAUGACUCUUUUGGUGCCUGGGUGCCUGUGGAAAGAGACUGGCUCCACUGUGUGUGUGUGUGUGUGUGUGUGUGUGUGUGGUUGUGAUUGUGUGUGUGUACCAGUAUGGAGACUCCCUCAGCUCUCCCACACUCCCUCAUGGACAAGCUUCCUGGGCUCAUAUGCCAGCAGUGGGCAAGAUCAGAGUGGGUGGAACAACUGACAAAAUUCUUACCUUUGUACAGCAAAAAAAACCAGAGGUUUCUAUAGCCACUAGCAUUCCAUGCACAUUUCUCCUCAAUCCAGGAAAGCAAAAGGGCAUUCUCACCAACCGAGGGCACAUUCCAGGCAAGCUAAUUCUCAAGAAGGAUGCGGAGUGAAAAGGUGUGGAGCCUAGUAAGAAUUUCAAGGGCCAGAUACAGAGGACUGGAGGGCCACAUUUGGCCCCCUCCCCCCAUGGCUUGAGGUUUCCAACCCCUUGGCUAAUUUAACCCUGCAUUAUAAACAGGAAAAGUGAGGCUGUGGCUAGUGGCCCUUAUGACCCUGGCGUCUGAAUUCAUGGUAGAUGGUCAAAUUCGAAUGGGAGACUUUGUGGCGAAAACUGCUUGCAUAUUUUUAUUCUUCCAGAAUCUAUGAGUUCCAAGCACCCUCUCUGCUUCAGCCAGCACUGCUCACUUAGUGCCUCAUGCUCCUCUUCUCUUAUUUCUUUGCCCCAGAGCUCCAACCUCAGAAAGAAGCCUUCAGUUCAGAAAAGAUGCCAAAGGGCAGAAGGACCAGAGGACUCAUGAGCCUCACCUGGGAGGUGAAGAACCCAGCCUCAUCCAUGGCGACGGUGACACUGUUGAUUCUUACCUUUCUCUGCAAAGGUAGAUGUGGUGGCUGGGGAACCUGCAGCCAGCACGGCCAACCCCCAACUUUUCAAGGGUCACAUACUAUCCAUCCCUGGUGUGCAGAAAUGAGAAAAUUUGCUCUUCUGAGUGCUAUGUCCCAAGAGGGAAGGGCCGUGGCUCAGUGGAGGAGAACUUCCUUUUGGAAACUGACAGUUUUUUAAUGAAAGGGAUAGUGCUGUGCUGUUUUCAUUGUAACUAUAUGUAUGUUUCAAGUGUAUGUGUGUAGUUUUGAUUCUACCAAUGUUUAAUUGUUUUUUAGUGACUAUUUCCCCCUCAGCUGUUUAUACAGUCAUACCUCGGGUUACAGACGCUUCAGGCUGCGUUUUUUCGGGUUAUGGAUCUGCCAAAACCUGGAAGUAUCGGAACGGGUUACUUCCGGGUUUCAGCCGUCGCGCAUGCGCAGAAGCGCCGAAUUGCAACCUGCGCAUGCGCAGACGUGCUGCUGCGGUUGUGAACAUGCAUCCCACACGGAUCACGUUCGCAACCCAAGCGUCCACUGUAUUUUUAUCUGUAAGCCACCUUGAGUACCUGUCAGGCAAAAAAGGCGGGGUAUAAAUAAACAGCAGCAGCAGCAGCAACAACAAACAGCAACAACAACAACUUGCAUGCAAAAAGAUCCAGGUUCAACCCUCAGCAUCUCCAGAAAGGGCUGGGGGAGGUUCCUAUCUGGGAUCCUGGAAAGCCACUACCCAUCAGAGUAGAUGGACCAGUGGAUGGACUCAGCAUAAGGCAGCUUCUGAUCAGGUCCAGGUUUUGGGUGGUCCUUGAUCAAGACACCCUCCAUGCAUGCCCCUUCCUCACAGAGUCUCCCUCUCACUGCAGGAGCUCCAGAGGGUUCUUAUCAUUGAGUCCCUACUGGGAUAAGGGCUCAUGACAGACACCCAACCAUGCCACCUCCUGAGGCCAGCCCUGCUUCCUAUGUACCUCAUAGGUUUUGCUCACUUCAUGGUUUAUUUUAAGAGUGAAGAAUUUGAAAACUUGGAAAUGAUGAGUCCUGAGUACAAAUGGCAGGAAGAGUUCCAGUGUGAGGCCCAAGGAGCACUGGAAUAUCCCUGGUUCGGGGUCCUUGGCCAGGGGACUUGAGAGCACCUUCCUCCUUCUGAGUGUGUGGCACCUGCUAGAAACUCACACCUGAAUGUCCUCCUCCUUCUUGCCCAGGGAAAUGCUUACCCCUGAGGUCCUGCUACUGUGGUGGGUGGUUGGGAAGUCCUGGGACUGGAGACCCACCACAAUCCCCAGGUGCCGCUGCUCCAGACAACCCCUGAUGUUUUGGUGCUGUUGACUGUGCAGAAUGUUCUUCUCAAGGUGUACAGUAUGCUGGCAAGAGGGUCAGCUGCAAAACUUGUCUUCGCUAAGCCCACAAACCAGUGAACACCUUUCUUCUUUCCUUUGGCAGGUCUGCAGAGUCAGCACCCGGGAUAUGAACUUAAAGCGCUAGAGGCUGUCACCGUGCAGAGAGGUCUCUGCGUUCACAUUCCCUGCAACUUCACUUAUUCCACUUCUGAGGAUCGGUAUCCUGAGGAAUUAUAUGUCUACUGGAUUAAGGACAAUGGUGCUGGGUCCUAUAUUCGCAACAAGUGGCACCCAAAUGCUGGUAGUGUUGUUGCCAGUAGUGACAAGGAUCAAAGCAUUGCCUCAUUUGCUGGGAAUCGUUUCCAGUUGACUGGAAAUCUAUCAGAAGGUGACUGUUCCUUUAGCAUCAAUGAUGUUAAGUUUGAGGAUGAAGGGCAGUACUAUUUUCGAAUUGAGAAAGGAACCUUAAGAUUCAGCUAUCGUGUUUCUUUUAUUUUACCUCGUGUUUCUGUGACAGGUAAGAGGUUUCCUACUUCUUUAUUUGCUCCCUCAUUCCCUGUUUUGUGCUCUUUCAUGCUGUAAAGGGAAGAAAGGCUCUGCCUACAAAUAUCCCUGGACCUCUGGACAUUAUGCUGAUGCGAAAGGGACAGGAGGUACAAGUGCUCCAUGCUUCCUGUUCCUCUCCAUUAUUGUAAAACCAAAAUUAGAUCAUUUGCAUCUCCAAAUGUCUGAAUACUUUACACAGCUCAGUAGAGGGAAGAACUCUCUUGUGGAUUCUGUGCUGACAAUUUGGAGAAACAGGAAACUGGAGGCAUUUUCUCCUUCACUUCCAGCUGCAUCCCAUCACCUGCUUCUUCUCCUUCCCCAGCAUCUCUCCACAGCUUCCUCAAUGGCAGGAGAAGCAGAGAGGUAUUCUCUUGCCACCUUUGAAAUCAGCCUCAGUGCAGAUCUGGAACAUUGUCCCAAUCCACUACAUCCUGAAUUCUAGGACCAGAGGGUGCUUUGGGUGGGGGACAUUUCUUUCAUUCAUGGGCCUCAUUCCAGGGGCCACAUGCAAGUGGUGGGCAGGGCCAGAAGCACACAUGGAUGGAGCCUCAAGCAAAUGUGGGCAGAGCAACAGGCGUGCCUCUUAUCUUGUCCAGGCCUCAAACUCAGGUCACUUUCCCAUAGCUGACUGGUUUUAAGGUGAGUGCAGAGUGGGUUGAGGCACGGGGCUAAAAUUAGGGGCACUUUGCUCCUCCCCUGUUUCUCCUGCUGCUGUUCUGCACAGAGCUAAGCCUUGAUUUGGCUUAGCAUGGAGGUGGAGAACCUUCCCCUUGCUGGUGUGGGGCAGGUGGUUUUACAGGAGAUUAAGCCUCAGCUUAAUGUCUGAGCCCCAAACAAACCAUGAGCAGUUAGCUAAAAAGCAAGCCUAUGCUACGGCUCAUGGUUUCUUUUGGAGAGAAACAAAUCUUGAACCUGAGUUUAGAUCAAUGAUUCCCAAUUAGGGUCCGUGGAAUACACACAGGGCCUCCCCGGCCCUAUCGCUUGCCUUUCCCCCAACUCAUUUUUUUGCCAUUUUUGCAUGGUAUUUCACAAAUUUUAUGGUCUGUUUUAGCACUCCGCAAUUUUUCAAUAUAUUGGUUAAAACUGGUUUUGAAAUCACACAGUGAUAACGAUUUCGACCCAGCAAUACGUAGCAGUAUAUCACUCCCCAUACAAGGAAGAGCAGGGCAGCUGAUUUCAAGGCACCACCCAAAUCGCAGGAUGAUUUCAGCCCAUCACUCUGCUGAUCUGAGCUGCCUUCCUUCACACCAAGGGAGACCAGGGCAGCCGAUUGCGAGGUGCUGCCUUCUCCUCACGCUGAUGCUGACUGCUCUCACUUCAAGGAAUUGUGGCACUACCUUUCCCCGGCACGGACUCAGAGCAGCUUUUUUUAGUCAGCAGGAAAGCAGCAGCAGCAGCCACAGUGCAUGUGCUUCUUCACCGGCUGCCCCCCUGAUUGUGGCUUGAUGCACCCCCACCCCCUCAAACUCAAACCAUGCAGUGGGGGUGACAUCGCUUCCUCUCCUCCCCCCAGCCAUCCAAUCUCUGCGGCUGCUCUUUCCCUCAUCCCCAUGUCCAAUCUCCAAUUUCAGACAUCGUGAUAUAUCAGAACAUUGUGAUGUUUAGCUGCUGAUAUAUCACAAUGUUGAAUACCAGAUAUCUCUCAGCCCUAGUCUGGUUUUUUUUAGUACACCUAAAAUGCUUUGCUUAUUAAAGGCUACCCCACAUUUUGUUCAAAAAAUUGCUUUGCAGAGGUAACUACCAUAGAGCUAUCAAAAUGUUCAAAAGUGGGGGGACUGUGGCUUGGCUUUUGGAAAAUAGGGGGUCCUUGUUGUUGUUGUUGUUGUUGUUGUUUAAUCGUGUCCGACUCUUCGUGACUCCAAGGACCAGAGCACACCAGGCACUCCUGUCUUCCACUGCCUCCCGCAGUUUGGUCAGACUCAUGCUGGUAGCUUCGAGAACACUGUCCAACCAUCUCGUCUUCUGUCAUCCCCUUCUCCUUAUGCCCUCAAUCUUUCCCAACAUCAGGGUCUUUUCCAGGGAGUCUUCUCUUCUCAUGAGGUGGCCAAAGUAUUGGAGCCUUAGCUUCAGGAUCUGUCCUUCCAGUGAGCACUCACGGCUGAUUUCCUUAGUAAUUAGUUAAUUGGGAACCACUGGUUUAGAUUAACAUUCUGUCAAACCAUGGCUUAGCUCCUGGCAACAUGGCAGGAGCAAAACACCUUUGAUUUGGGUCCCCUGCACCAACACAGUGUGCAUUCACCUUCAAACAAUAGUUCAUCUAGGUUUAAGGUGAUAUGAAAGCCAGGCUUGUGUUGGCUACAUGGCAUUCAGGGAAAUGUCAGCUGUUUCUACAUGGUCAUCCACCUCUUUCCAUUCAGACAAGCUAGACUCAUUACACAGUUCAACAACCCAUUCCUGGAAGAAGGUGUGUGCAUGGAGGGGGUGGGGAGUGUGGCCAGGGGAGUUCUGGAUUUGUUCCAUGUCUCCUAGGUGGAAUCUACACACAUAUAAAAAAACGCUGAGGAAUUUUUUUUUAAUCCACUGAAUUUGCCAUGGCUCACCAUCACCAUCUAGUGUCACAUUUGUAUAUUGCACUUUGCAACACACUUGAAACGUUUUAUUUGCAACAGUAUAGCUGAGCCCCUAGAAAUUGCCCUCUCCAAGCUCUUCACUCCACGGCAAAAGAUAUGCAGACCUGCUUCCUAUUCCCCUGUAUGCAAGUGAGCAGUUUGGGUGGGUGGCCAUUUGCUUCAGAAAAAAUAGUUCAAGGGUUAAGUGACCCCUUCUCAGCCUGUGCUCCUAUGAAAGACAGAUCCCUCCUGUGGCUGCUGCAUUCAAGGUGUUAUUUCCCCCCCUUUUUUCUUUCUGUGUCUCCCAAAUCGCAUCUGGCUUCAUCCUCCAAUUUCAGGAUCCUGAGUAUCAAACAUCAUGUUCAGCAGCAUAGUGGCAGCCAUCAAGAUUUCUCUCUCUCCAGGCUGAGUCCACAAUGAGCAGAAACACUGACCAACAUUGGUAGAGAAAGCAGACCAUUGCAUGGGGAAUCAGUCUACUAAGGGAGAGACACAAAGUUAUUGUUAAAGGACAAAUGAAAGAAUGGCAGGAUUUGCUGCAAGGUGGGGGAUAAAGUAGUGCUGGUGACCAUCCAUAAUUCAGGACUCCUGUGUCCUGUUCCCUAGUUACUUUAGUCUGUGAAUUUUCUUCUGAUCCCAUCCUGGGGACUUUUGUUUUCUCAGAGCUGGCAGAGAAGCCAAAGAUCCUGAACUUACCAGAGGUGGUUUUGGGGAAGAGCAUCACCCUCAUCUGCCAGGCGCCAGGGACCUGCCCAUGGAAAGAAUCAUGGAGCCAGCCUCAGAUCUCAUGGAGUAAUUUGCCAGGAACAACAACUGCACAGAACCAUCAGCACAGCAGUGGGAGCUGGACCUUUGCUUCUGGCUUCACCUUCACACCAUCUCUGCAGGAUCAAGGCAGAGCCCUCACUUGCCGUGUCAGAUACCCUGCAGUUGAUACAACAGUUGCAAAUACAAUCUCUCUUGAAGUGGUCUGUGAGUAGCUCCCAUAGCUCAGUACUGCUUCCCCCUCCCAUGAAUGACCAACAGUUCUUUCUAGCCCAUGCAAGCUAAUUUACUCUCUUCAUGCUCCCCUCACUGUUUUCUUAUGUUUCAGACCCACCUCAGGACAUCAGAAUCACAAGGCCUGGACACCCUGGUGAGAUACAAAACUCUUAAGUGUUUUUGCACACCCCCAUCCUCACUGAGCUCCGCUGGACAACCAAUAGCUGCUUAGGGAUCUCAGAGUGGGGAUUGUGCAGGAGGAAGGGUUUUAGAGAUGGCUGGGAGUUGGGGCAGAGCCCAGGAUGGUGGUUUGGGGGGGAGUUGAAGACAAACUGGAUGGUAACAGGGAGGGGCUGGGCUCAGUGGGUCUUUCCAGCAGCCAUGCCAUGCUACGCACGCAUCCUUGCACCCGAACCAAAAUUCACUCCCCACCGUAGCACCCUUCAGGCUCUUGACCUGGGUCUCUUCUUUUAAUUGCCGUGGGUUUUCUAUUUAAUAGGACUGUUUUAUUGCCUAUUUCAAUUGUGGGUGUUUAUAUUUAAUGUUUGUGUAACUGGUUUUUGUACUUUGUAAGCCAUUUAAAAUCCGAUGUUGGCAUUAAAUGGUGUAUUAAAGUGGAAUGAGAAGGAAAAGAAAUGGGCCCAAGUCUUCCCAGUGGAAGGCAAAACAGUGGAUAUUAUUAUUAUUAUUAUUAUUAUUAUUAUUAUUAUUCACUUGCCAGUUGAACUUGCAGAGAAAUGAGGGAAUCAUCUCUCUUUUUGCAAAACUAUGGCCCAAAUAUGUCUUGAACCAAUUAUAAUUAAUAAUCAUUGUAAAGCUUUGAAUCCCCACUUCUGCAGACCUGGUGUCAACCAUCCUUCUUCAAAAUACACAGGAACAUCUCAGCACUGAGUGAGGAUUCCUUAGCCUCAGGCAUCCCAGGACCUAUUGUGAUCUAACUGCAUUUCUCUUACAGAUAUCUCCGCGCAGGAAGAAAAGCUGGUGGUCCGAGAAGGUGACACCGUCAGCCUGCUUUGUGAAGCUCAAGGCAAACCUAUUCCCUCCGUGACAUGGCUGAAGAACAACAAGCCCCUAAACAACAAUAUGCAGGGCAGUAAAGAUACCCUUCGACUGUCCAACAUUAAAUCAGAGGAUGCUGGGAUGUAUCAGUGUCAGGCAGAGAAUCCACAUGGCUCAAUCAGGAAGAAUAUUUCAGUGAUUGUGCAAUGUAAGAGAUGGGGAGCGGGAAGUUCCUUGGGGGCAUUAACCUGGGAAACUCCAUUGUAUGCUAAGUGGCUUGACCUGCAACUAAUACCAGCAUGCUUCCACUAAGGGGACCUCUGCAAAUGUACACUGCUGUGGCUGCAUUGUGCAGUGUGUCAGCCCAGUAGUGUGAGAUGCAGCUUUUGACAGCUUCAUCACAAGUUCAGGAGCCCCAUGAUGAGCUUACAUAUUUGCAGAAGCUUUCUAAGAAGUUAGUUUCAGGAUGCAUAAAUGCAGCCCCAGGGGCAAAACCACAAAUUCAAGUCACUGAACAUAACCUUUGUCUGAAAUCUGUGGGAGUAUCCUCAUUCACCAGGAGAGGGCAUAUUUAUGCAACCUCUCAUCAGAAUGACAGCUCUCUAAUAUUAAAUACAAAGGCCAAACUUAGAAGUUUCUGUUCACAUAUCUGUCUUACCCAUAAAGCAGGAUGUGCAGGACAUGGCUUUGAUGUUUUGCAAGAAAAGGUCUGCAUGGACAAUGGAGGAGAAUGGCUGAAUGCCCCUCUCCCACCUGCCCAUCUUCUGUUGCUUCAAGACCUUUUCGUCUAAUGAGCAUCUCAUGAAGGAAUAUCCCCAGGUGGCAAUGGUCUCACUGUUUGCUACCUGGAGAUGCAGAACAUAGUUCCUUUGCUUAUCCAAUGAAAAGGCUGCCAUAAGGAUGCUGCUUGUGGGGACCUAAGUCGUUUUGCAAAGUAAUUUCUCUCCCCCCUCUUAGGUACUAUGUGAUAGCCUCAUAGGUGGGCCUUGUGUUUAGCUGUUGGGGUGUUGCACAGUCCAAUACUCUGAUAUUCAUUUGGCAAACCGAGAAUCUGCAUUGUUUUUUUCUUUUUAGAAAGUAGCUGCCUAGAGUACAGUGGUACCUCAGGUUACAUACGCUUCAGGUUACAUACGCUUCAGGUUACAAACGCUUCAGGUUACAGACUCCGCUAACCCAGAAAUAGUACCUCGGGUUAAGAACUUUGCUUCAUGAUGAGAACAGAAAUCGUGCAGCGGCAGCAGGAGGCCCCAUUAGCUGAAGUGGUGCUUCAGGUUAAGAACAGUUUCAGGUUAAGAACGGACCUCCAGAACGAAUUAAGUUCUUAACCCAAGGUACCACUGUACUGUGACUAUUUAUGGAGGCCAACUCCCUUUUUCAUUAAGGGGUUCCUGAGCCUCUAAUAGCAGCAUGGGCAGAAGAAACCCAUUCAGGGCCACUUUUACUAUUGUUGCUGCCCCGUGACUGGAAAAGUCCAGGCCGCAUUGUUUUCUCCCACGAGAGGUGAUGGACUCUCCUUCCUUGGAGGCUGGGUGGCCAUCUGUCAUGGCUGCUUUAGUUGAGAUUCUUGCAUUGCAGGGGGUUGGACUAGAUGACCCUUUCUGUCCCUGCCAACUCUAAGAUUCUACGAGACACAGCUCUUAAGUUUUUGUAAACCAUUCCUGUAAAUUCUUUUAUUUUCAAACUGGACACAAGGGGGAAAGAAACUCCUUGCCUUCUGAACCCAAGCCAAAGCAGGAUUUUACCUUAGGUAACAGAGUAGGGAACUAGGGAGGCAGCAGUGUCUGCUCCCUGAUACUACUAGUGGAUGAAUUGUGGUAUUGCAACUGGUGCAGUCAUUAGCUAGAUCGGAAUGUGUUCUUCACCUUGGCUAAUUGGUUCUCUGCAGAUGCCCCCAAGCUCAGCAAAAACCCCGAGAAAAACACUGCCUGUUGGCGUAAAGACAAUGACAUCCUCUGCAAAUGCUCCCUGCACUCCAAGCCUCCACCUCAGAUCCAUUGGCAACUGGACGGGAAGACUGUAGCUGAGAACACCAGCACAGCAGACCUGAAAGUCUCUUCCUCAGUCCAGAAGAAUGAGGUCACCAGCUCCCUAAUUUGGACAGGUAGCCCGGAUGGCGACCUCAGCAUCAUCUGUCUUGGGAACAAUUCUCUGGGAGUCUACACCAUGCAAUUCCACCUUAGUUCCUUGAAAACAGGUAAGAGUCCACCAGACAGAGAAAUCCUGACUUUUGCAGCCCUGCCGAUAUUAGAAAAUCCCCUCUGUUGCCUCUUUCAAAAAAUGCAGCAAUCUGAUUAGCAAUGACAACAAUAGUGAUAGGAACAGAAUGGUGAUGUGGGGUUGGGGGAAAUCUGGAUCCAAGCAGGGGUAGAAGGCACACAGCCUGGAUUUCAAUCACAGCCUUGCAAUGUUUUGUUGUAAAAUGCUUUUAAAUCUUGCUCUGUCUGCUCUGUCUGUCUGUACACUGGGGACUCAGCUACAUUAGUCAAAAAACAGAAUUUUAAAUCUGCUAUAAACACCUAACACCAGAUGGCGCUGGAGAGCACAAAACUGUAGGGCGAUUUUACAUAGAGAUUUUUUCUUUUGUUAUAAUGAUUUAAUUUAUGACUUACUUAUAGAAUCCCCCCCCCCCCCGUGUGUAGAUCCACCCUGGGAUAAGGGAGAGCCACCCUCUCUGGGACAGUCAUUGCUGAUCCCUACGUUCCCAGCAGAUGGUGCAGGCUGGUCCAUUGGGGCAAAUGGGGCAUUGCCCCACCUACCGCAAUCUGUCCUCAGACAGUUCCAAUUGGCAGCCUUCUUACUUACAUGGCGGUGGCCCAGACUGCCAGCUUUCUCCUCCUUAGUCUCCAUUUUACCCUUACAGAACUCAGCAGGGAGGAAGAUAGGACUAUAACUGGAUUUAGUUGGCUCUACCAGUCUCUGGCUCCAGCUGUCAUUGGUGGUCUCCCUCCCUCCCUCCCUCCCUCCCUCCCUCCCUGCCUGUCCCGAUAGGCACCACUACCAGUAGAGCACCAGGAGCUCUGGAGCCUUACUUCUACUUAGAAAAAAGAAGGUGGCCACUGAUAACUGGCAUUGCUCCUCAGCAGCAUUCAGUUGGGGUGGUGGAGGAAGGCUCCAUGGCCUUGGCAGCUGUCAAGUUUCUGAUUUAUCAUGGAAAAUAUCACCAUGCAACACAGGAGAGUCUCAUCCGUCACUCUCCCAAUUUUCCAGUUACAGGUAGUUAGCUGUGUUAGUCUGCCAUAGUCAAAACAAAAUAAAAAAAAUUACUUCCAGUAGCACCUUAGAGACCAACUAAGUUUGCUGUUGGUAUGAGCGUUCGUGUUCAUGCACACUUCUUCAGAUACGCUGAAACAGAAGUCACCAGACCCUUAUAUAUAGUGAGAGGGUGGGGAGGGGUAUUACUCAGAAGGGUGGUGGGAAUGGGUGAUUGCCUGAUAGGUGUGGUAAACCUAUCCACCAAUUGUCGUGGCUAAAAAUUGGCCACUGUUUCUUUAAUGCUAAAACAACUAAGUCAGCAUGAGUCAGCAGCCUACAAUGACUCAUACAAUAUUUCACCUAAUUGUACCUGUAUAUAUGGAGUGGUCAAUGUUAGUGUUGGCUGUGGUUUGGUUGGUUGGUAGCUGGUUGUGUUUGGUUUGUGUUAAAGCUGUUGGUCGUGGUUGGAAAAGAAGACUUUUUAAGAAUAAAAGCAGCAAUACUCUGCAAGAAUACUCUUUCUCAAAGACUCAUUUGUUGCCAACUAAGGUCUGAGAACUAGGCAAAGGAGUAAAAAGGAGGUCAGAACCUUUUAUUUUUCAAACACUGACACCAAUCAGCCAAUAGGUGUGGUAAACCUAUCAGCCAAUCACCCAUUCCCACCACUCUUCUGAGUAAUACACCUCCCCACACUCUCACUAUAUAGAGUGGCACCUUGGGUUACAUACGCUUCAGGUUACAGACUCCGCUAACCCAGAAAUAGUACCUCGGGUGAAGAACUUUGCUUCAGGAUGAGAACAGAAAUUGUGUGGCGGUGGCGCAGCGGCACUGGGAUGCCCCAUUAGAUAAAGUGUUACCUCAGGUUAAGAACAGUUUCAGGUUAAGAAUGGACCUCCAGAACGAAUUAAGUUCCUAACCCAAGGUACCACUGCAUAAGGAUCUGGUGACUUCUGUUUCAGUGUAUGUGAAGAAGUGUGCAUGCACACGAAAGCUCAUACCAAUAACAAACUUAGUUGGUCUCUAAGGUGCUACUGGAAGGGAUUUUUUAUUUCUCCCAAUAUUGUUGGACUCCAACUCUCAACAGUUCCUGCCAGCAUGGCUCAAUGGUCAGGAAAGAUGGGAGAUAGAGUCCAGCAGCAUCUGGAGGGAAACAGAUCAGACAUCCCUGUGUGAAAUAAUCUUGUCUCCUGUUUUACGUCUCUUGCUUUACUGUGAGCCGGUUCUGCUUUGUUCACAUUGACUUUUAUUUUUGCUUCUUUUCAGCUUCUUCUGAGUUGAUUGUUCCCUUGGUGGUAGGCCUUAUCCUGAUGAAGUAAGUAAUCUUCCUUCUUCUGGUUUUUGUAUCUGCCCUGGGAGCCAGAUUUGGCUUAAAUGUGGGGUCACCUGUGUGAGGUGACGAUAGCAAGAAGCCCACCCAAAUCCCCUUUCGCCUUUGUUGAUCUUGAUCCUAGGGUGUUCCCUCCUCCCCUCUUGUGGCUAAUGGCUCUCUUAUGUCACCAUCUGCUUCUAGGGUCUUGUUUUGUUUCGUGUUCUUUUCCUUGGCCUUUUGGUAUUCGAACUGGAGGAAGGCUCCAUUGACCCAAGAGGGCAGAAGGAAGCAAAAAGAAUGA
Messenger RNA from Podarcis lilfordi (Lilford's wall lizard), 17214 nucleotides. Lineage: Eukaryota; Metazoa; Chordata; Lepidosauria; Squamata; Lacertidae. The record is from the annotation of a GenBank genome assembly.